CGUGUAAUGUUGAAACAGAGUAUUUGUCAUCAUCCCUCACAGUGGGCUGAAUUUGAGUCAACAAAAUCAUUUGCAGCCUUCUCUCUCUUUAGUCUUCUCCAUUGAUGAGCUUAAAAAUGCCCAACUUCCCAUUUCUCUUCUUCACCCACUUUCCUUGUACAUACCCACCUCAAAAACAACAAGAACAGAGCAUUCCAGACCAUUAACAAUCAAAUCCCAAAUGGGUUUCUCAAAAGAAGAGAAAUCGAAGCGUUUAUGGAGAGGAAUCAAAACCCUUUUCUUCUUAAUCACUAUGUUGAUUUCCCUUCUCCUUUUCUCAGCUCCUGUUCUUCUUGUUCUCGCUGAUGCCCUUCUCCCCUCUGCUCUUCUCUCUGCUUCUCUUUACCCUUACUCUUUUUCCCUUAAAUCCAUUCCUUCUUAUCUCAGAAACUACGAUUUUCGAUCCUCCCUUGUCGAUAUUCCUCUCAUUUCUUUCAUAAGAUCCACUAUCAUUAUCUGUGUUUAUAGCUUUUGCGAUGGGCCGAGGCUCUCGCGAGGGCCGUAUUUGGGGAUCACUACCUUUUGUUCUGUGAUUUCUUUGGUGUUUGUUUCGUUGAAGGCUUCGUUUGUGUUUGGUGGAGGCUUGAGGGAUGUUGGUCGAGGAGGAUAUGUGAGAAGCAUGGAGGUAGCUUUGUUUAUGUGUUCUUUGGCUUUGGCUGUUGGCCAUGUUGCUGUGGCGUAUAGGACGAGUUGCAGAGAGAGGAGGAAGCUCCUUGUUUACAAGAUUGAUAUUGAAGCGGUUUCUGCUUGCAAGAGUGGUUUUCCCAGGUACCAAAAGAUUCUUCAAGAGGAAAGGGUGAAGUAAAUCACCAACCCAGGAGAUCAGAAUAAUAAUUAACUUGUUUCGCCCCGGUCUUCAGAUUUCAGGUGAGUUUUAGUUACAACACGUCAACUCGAAACAUUCCAUCGUUUCGCUCUUGAAGUCGCUCGUUUGAGAUCUGAUUUCAGCCUAUUUCUUUCUGAAACAGAUUUCUAGGUAAUAACUUGAAAUCAGUUGAUCUGGAGAUUUAGGAGGUGCAAAGCUAACUAACAUCAUGAUGCUUCCUAUAAAUUUUCUAGUUGUGUCAAUAUGGAUAUUAUAUAGAAACAUACAAUUUUGCCUCAUAUUUAGCCAUCCAAGUUUAUCUGAUGUAAAAUGUAUAUUGUAUAGUAUGGAUCAGUACAAAUAAAAAUGGUAAAAACCUUGUGAUCUCACGAUGUUCGACGCUUGAUUCCGACCCUUUCUAGGUUCGUUUGCUGUCGUCUCAAGUUCUAGGCAUUUGUUUCUUAAAUACUAUUAUGAUCUGUUGUACUUUGUU
Benincasa hispida (wax gourd) is the source of this 1337-nucleotide messenger RNA. The record is from RefSeq and is a predicted model, not a curated record. Lineage: Eukaryota; Viridiplantae; Streptophyta; Magnoliopsida; Cucurbitales; Cucurbitaceae.